CAUUUUGUGUCUAUAAACUUUUUAGCCUAAUAUUUCACCUGCUUGACUGGAAAUGAUAAGAACAAACACGAAUGUUGUCAAGAUUCUUGCCCAGAUCCUGGUUCAGUCUGGCCAACAAACACCUUUUGUUCCUCAGUUGUUUUACACUCUUCUCUUGAUUUAUUAUAACUUUUGGCAGUCUAUAGUACUCCAAAUUUGUUUUCCUGGUCUGACUGAUUAGUUCAGCUCAAAACAUGACAAUAAUUGACCAUUUUCAGCAGCAAAUAUAUUAGCAAAACAUCACCCCUGAUAGAAUUCUUCAAUUUUUUUAUAUAAUCCUCCAGAAUCACCUAGAAAAACUGGUGUUCAGUCUCUCACAAUUUGAGCCUGAUGAAUUUUGCAGCUUGCAGACACUGAGUAGCAGUGUCUUGUUUUUGCCAGUAACUGGUGUCCAAAACCCUCCUACUUUUGAGCAGAUACACAGAAGAAGCAUUUUCUGUUCAUUCUUGUUCCAUCACAAGAUGCAUCUGCAAGUCUCCAUCGUUCUUUUUUUCAUUCUUCUCACUGGAGGAUUCUGUCUGGACUGUUAUGAUUGCGACGAUAAAUCAUUAGAUCUUUGUGAAGAAAAGACAUGUAACAAUGAAGAAAGCAUGUGUGCAAGCAUAACAAUAGAAGAAGUCGAAGACGCAGGAUUUUGUGUAGUAGUUACAGUGACCACUGAGAAAAGAUGUGCCAUGCUGGAAGAAUGUAAACCUUGGUCCACCAAACGCACCCGGAGCAAAUCAGUUUCUGUCCAGUGCUGUAACACCAACUUGUGCAAUAAACCAGAUUAUUAUAGUUAUGAGAAUCGGAGGAGGUGUUUCACUUGUGACAAGGAGGACUGCUCAUACGAAGUGUUUUGUCAGGAGAAUGAAGACUACUGCUUUACUGCAUACAAAAAUCACUCUCAAUAUCAACCACAGACUGUGAAAGGAUGUGCCUCUACAAAUUUCUGUUAUAAUAAAACAGAAGGGUUAGACUUUGUUGGAAACGUCACAUGUUGUUGGGGGAACCUGUGUAACGGUGCUCAGAGUGUCACUCAGAUCUUCCUGUUCCUCUGCUGUUCUCUGCUCUCCUUCAUCCUGCUUCACUGAAUCCAGCAUCUCUUCACAUUCUACAGCUCUGAUCCCUGUGUCAGAUGCAUUUUAAUAAAUUAUAUUUAACAUAACAUAUUGUUUAUAUUUAAUAAAUUGUAUAUAACAUUAACUUUAAUAUUUAAGACAGAAAUCUUGUUGAUAUGUUCUUGACUUGUUUGUAUCAUCGUAUCUAUACCAGACGUUUUUUUCACAACCGUAUGUUUGGAAUUUGCUGUUUCGUACAAGUGUGCUGUAAAUGUCAGUUCAUGUUUUUUAGCCUGAUAGACGGAUUGCAUGAGCAGAAGCAGUUUGCAUUUGUUUAGGAUGCUGAACCCAUGUGUAGACUGUCUGCAUGCAAAUCCCAAAUUAUUUUUGCUGAUUUGUCAUGCCUUUUCCACAUUUAUGAAUGCAACGUUGACUCAGCAAAAAACAGCUAAUUCCAUGAAUAACCUUUAUCUUUGACAUUUAUAGUAAAUGUGCAAAUUCAAACUAAUUUCCUGUUAACUGUUAACACAUUUGACAAUAAAUAUAUUUAUUU
Molecule: messenger RNA, 1632 nt
Organism: Labeo rohita (rohu)
Lineage: Eukaryota; Metazoa; Chordata; Actinopteri; Cypriniformes; Cyprinidae
Exons: 5
Coding region: 501-1112 (203 amino acids)
Source: RefSeq, a predicted model, not a curated record